This is a messenger RNA of Corvus hawaiiensis (hawaiian crow), 907 nucleotides long. It is a transcript of the gene CCS, whose product is annotated as copper chaperone for superoxide dismutase. The record is from RefSeq and is a predicted model, not a curated record. Gene Ontology annotation, molecular function: copper ion binding. Lineage: Eukaryota; Metazoa; Chordata; Aves; Passeriformes; Corvidae. Gene Ontology annotation, biological process: removal of superoxide radicals.
GCAGUGACGCGCGGGCGGUUCCGGGGCCGGAGUCCGCGGCCAUGGCGUCGCCGGCGGCCGCCGGGAGCAGCUGCCGGCUGGAGUUCGCGGUGGCAGAUGAGCUGCCAGGGCCUGUGCCGAUGCCUGUGCGGGCAGCGCUGGACGCGGCCCCCGACGUGAAGCUGCUGGAGCUGCGGCCCCAGGAGCAGUCGGUGCUGGUGGAGACGACGGUGGCGGCCGAGCGAGUGCGGGAGCUGCUGGAGAAUUCGGGGUGCAGGGCCGUGCUCAAGGGCAUGGGGGGCUCCCCCGAGGGUGAGAGGGGCUCCCCGGGGGGGGCGGCGGUGGCGGCGCUGGGGGGUCCCGGGGGGGUCCGGGGGCUGGUCCGGUUCCUGCAGCUCUCACCCGGCCGCUGCCUCGUGGACGGGGCCGUGUCCGGGCUCCCCCCUGGUCCCCACGGGCUCCACAUCCACGAAUUCGGGGACCUCUCGGACCCCUGUAACAGCUGCGGGGGCCACUUCGACCCUGACGGGGAGACCCACGGGGGCCCCCAGGACCAGCACAGGCACGCCGGGGACCUGGGCAACAUCUGGGCGGACGCCGAGGGCCGAGCGCGGUUCCGAAUUGAGGACACGCGGCUGAAGGUCUGGGACAUCAUCGGCCGCUCCGUGGUGGUGGCCGAGGGCGAGGACGACCUGGGCCGGGGGUCGCACCCGCUGUCCCGCGUCACCGGCAACUCGGGGCCGGGGCUGGCCUGUGGCGUGGUGGCCCGCGCGGCCGGGCUCUAGAACCCCAAACGCGUCUGUUCCUGCGACGGCGUCACCCUCUGGGAGGAGCGCGACCGGAGCCACGGGACCCCCCCGGGGACCCCCAGCCCCCACCUCUAGGAGCCUCCCCCCCCCGGGACCAAAUAAACGCCCCUCGCUCUGCA